AUGAUUUUCAAUAACCUCUGGCUUCGGGGCUUGGAGAUCUGGCUUACUUCUCGCCUCCUCCAGAGCCGUAUCUUCCACAGGAUGGUGGGCCGAGUGCACCAGAAGGUCCAAAAUCUCCGACAGGGCACCCCCCGAGAGGAGAUGGGAGGUACGAAGCUGCAAAAGGAUGAAUCCGACUUCAAGCAAUUCCUCGAGUAUUUCAAGGAAGAACUCAAGGACCAGAUGAAAGGGAAACCGCCGAAAAAACUUUGA
Penicillium alfredii is the source of this 252-nucleotide messenger RNA. RefSeq lists its product as uncharacterized. The record is from RefSeq and is a predicted model, not a curated record. The coding region runs from base 1 to 252 and encodes 83 amino acids. The transcript is spliced from 4 exons. NCBI's taxonomy places the organism in Eukaryota, Fungi, Ascomycota, Eurotiomycetes, Eurotiales, Aspergillaceae.